Lathyrus oleraceus (garden pea) is the source of this 720-nucleotide messenger RNA. RefSeq lists its product as uncharacterized. Lineage: Eukaryota; Viridiplantae; Streptophyta; Magnoliopsida; Fabales; Fabaceae. The record is from RefSeq and is a predicted model, not a curated record. The coding region runs from base 1 to 720 and encodes 239 amino acids. The transcript has 2 exons.
AUGGAGGAGUAUGCUUAUCUUUUGGGUAUACCAGUUUCUGAUAGGGUUCCUUUUUGUGGUUUGGAAGGGAUUCUGGAGUCUCAAGUUAUUACUGAAGCUAUUCACCUGAAGAAAUUUGACGUAGAUGCUAACCUCACUGUCAAAGGAGGUAUUAUAGGGUUGACUUCAAAGUUUCUGAUGGAGAAAGAUUUUUCUUUUGCUAAUGUUGGUAGCAUAUUGGCCUUUGAAACUAUUCUUGCCUUACUCAUCUAUGGUUUGGUCUUGUUUCCAGACAUUGAAAAUUUUGUCGAUGUUAUUGCUAUUAGGGUCUUUUUGGUUGGGAAUCCUACUCCAUGCUUGUUUCCUAUCUUCAAAGAAAACAAGGGUUGUUUAAGGUGGUCUCAAAGAUUUAUGUAUCUCACCAAUGAUAACAUCACUCGGUAUUCUUCUAUUUACGAUGAUGUCAAGAUUAUUGGUAGUUGUGGUGAGUUCACUAAUGUGCCUCUUCUUGGUACACAAUGUGGAAUCAACUACAAUUCGGCUUUAGCAAGGCGUCAAGUUGGAUUUGUCAUGAGGGACAAACCUAAUAAUAAUUUGUUAGAAGGCUUAUUUUUCCAAGAAGGGAAAGAUACUCAAGGAUUAAAGACUAGGAUGAUGCAUGAUUGGCACAAUAUUCAUAGGAAAGAAAAAAGUGAGAUUGGAUUGAAGAAUUGUGUAGCUUUGGAGCCUUACACUAGUUAG